Oryzias latipes (Japanese medaka) is the source of this 2240-nucleotide messenger RNA. RefSeq names its product G protein subunit gamma 4 (gene gng4). NCBI's taxonomy places the organism in Eukaryota, Metazoa, Chordata, Actinopteri, Beloniformes, Adrianichthyidae. Gene Ontology annotation, molecular function: G-protein beta-subunit binding. Gene Ontology annotation, cellular component: heterotrimeric G-protein complex. The record is from RefSeq and is a predicted model, not a curated record. Gene Ontology annotation, biological process: G protein-coupled receptor signaling pathway.
CCAGUGAUCGAGUGAUCUCUGCUCCACAGCCUGCAUCUCAUCGUCACACAGAGAUUUCCCCCCCUGCUGCAUGCGUAACAUCUCUCCAGGUCCAGCCGUGGCGCUCACUUCGCCGCGCGCGUCUCCGCUUCCCACACGGAUCACGCACGACUCACGCACAACGAACCGCUGAGGGGGGGGAGAAAAACCGCCAGGCAGGAUUUACCUUCGCGGGUCGAGUCCGGCGCAGGAGCGAGGCUGGGAUUUCCUCCCAUCGAUUCAUCUCUUGACACAUCCCUGGUCGUGCGCGCGUGCCUGCGUGCGUGCGUGUGCGUUGGGUGGAGUCAAUCCGGAAUUCUCCAAAUUGGAAAACCGUUGGCACAUUCCAGGGGCCACCAUGAAGGACGGCAUCGCCAACAACAGCACGGCGAGCAUCUCCCACGCCAGGAAAGCCGUGGAGCAGCUGAAGAUGGAGGCCUGCAUGGACAGAAUAAAGGUCUCCAAAGCCGCUGCAGACCUGAUGGCGUACUGCGAUGCUCACAUACGUGAGGACCCGCUCAUCGUGCCUGUCCCCGCCUCCGAGAACCCGUUCCGGGAGAAGAAGUUCUUCUGCACCAUCCUCUGAUGAGCUGCCGGCAGAGAUCCUUGGGUGCAGGCGUUGCCUGGCUUCUCUGUCUUCUCCACAACUGAAGCUUCUGGCCAUGGGCAUUGAGGAGAGGUUUGCCUGGUGGACUCUCUGUUGGGGGUCCGCUCUGUCCUGGUGGCUGAAGGAUUUGGGGGAGUCAGGAACCAAACUGGCAACCCAGUGAGCGUAUCAUGUCUUGUUAAAUAGGUUUGUUAUUGCUUUGUUAUUAGAGAACAGUCUUGCUCAGUGCUUAAUGAGAUGAGAGAUGUUUUUUUUCUUUUGUUGUGCUAGAUCUUAUUGCCUCAGGAAACUGACAUUUUUGCCCAGUUUUGGUUCUUUUUCUUGAUCACAGCAAGCAUGAGUUUCUGUCCGGUAGGAAGCAGCUCUGUGAUGCUCCGAAGCAGCCCUGAAAUCCGACGGUUGUUCCUGCAGAGUCACCGACGCUGAAGCUGCUGGUUUCAGUGCUGCAGUGCAGCAAGGAAACUUUAUCGUGCAAAGUAAAUCAUUCGACUCAGAAGAGAGAGGAAGGUUCUCCACGUGGCUUCUGCAGCUCUUAUUUAGGGCGCAGUGAUGAAGUUUUGAGCAAGCUUCCAGUCCUAAAAUAAUUGAUGAAUCUGCCUCCUCCUCCUCCUCCUCCUCCUGGAGCUGACUCCCCUGCCUCCCCUGCCUCCCCCUUCAGGUGAUCCUACUGGAUAUCUUGGUUUCCUGGGCAUGUUUCCUCAGCCUGAUUUCUUUUUUUUGUAUCUUUUUGCCUGUCCUGGAGUGAAUGGCGAGGCCUUUCGACAUUACUGAAGGCCUGCAUGUUUCCCCGCUCCUUUUUGACGGCCUCCUCCGUUUCCGAGGGACUCUCAGUCUUUUAGAGUGUACAGUAUGUUUCAGUGCCAAUUUCCUGUCAGAGCGGCGUGAUCCUCACACCCUGCUCCUGCAGCCUUUCUCCCCGUCCUCAUUUCAUUUUUGGAAGAAAAAGCACAUUUUCCUUUACAUGGUAGUUGAAUAGCAUUUGCCGAUUUCUACGAUGACUUGUUCUGAUCGUUCUUAAUAUUGGUAUUAUCAGUAGUAAUAUUGAAUAUUCGUUGCACAGCACUGACGGCUCCAUGACGUGUUGUGCUACUCAGCUCGUAUGAUACUUAGAAGAAAAAAUAUUUAUAAGUCAUGCAAUUAUUGUUACUAGCCGAGUAUUUUUUAAAGAAAACAACAACAACGAUGGUGAGGCUCGUUUACAUGACAUGAUCCCCUUUUCUCGGUUCAGCUUUUUGCAUUUUUGUUGGUGAAAAAUGAAUAAAAGGAGGAAAAUAAAAAAAAAUCCUCCCUCCUGAUACUUGAAUCAUCAUCGAUGGGAUCAUUUCACGGCGGUCAGAAAGCCCGAGACGCCGCCUCAGGACUCUCUGACCUCGUCUUAAAGUUGGUGCCAAACCUGUAACCAGAAUCACAACAGCUAGAGAUUAAUAUUGCAUGGAUUUAUUUCUGUCUGUGAAGGAAAGACCUGACAUGAAAUGUUAUUGACCUUCUGGGUGCUUCUCUGCACUAAAGGAUCCGGUAGAGUCAGGUCAUGUAGAUCAGUAUUGUUUAUUUUGGGUGGGUGGGGCUUUGUUAACUCUGACAGAACAAUUCAAUUAAAGGCAAACAAUAUCCCAUA